GUGCAUGGAGAUUGUGCUGGCCAGCAGCAGGAGAUGAAGGGGACAUUUCACCCAAGUCUGUGGGGUGAUUUCUUCCUUACUUACCAGCCGCCUUCUUCGGCGCAGGAAACUCAAAUGCAAGAAAGGGCUGAAGUGUUAAGGGAACAAGUAAGAGCGAUUAUAAGAGAUUCAAAUGAAAUACCAAAAAUACUAGAUCUGAUAAUCACUCUAGAACGACUUGGUUUGGACUACCUCUACGAGAAUGAGAUCAACAAGCUACUGGAUGUUGUUUCCAUCUCUGACUAUGAUGAUGAUAAUCUGCACUUGGUUUCGCUCCGGUUUUACCUUCUGCGAAAAAAUGGAUAUGAUGUGUCAUCCGAUGUAUUCCUGAAUUUUCAAGACAAAAAAGGAGAUUUUAUUAAUGCUGACACAAGAAGUCUGCUAAGCUUAUACAAUGCGGCAUAUCUGAGAACCCAUGGUGAGAAAGUACUUGAUGGGGCUAUCUCGUUCGCUACGAUACACCUUCUGCGCGAAUUCAAACAUUUGAAUUCACCAGAUGCAAAGGAAGUGUCUGCUGCCCUUGAUACACCUCUUUUUAGAAGGGUUGGGACAUUAGAAACAAGGAAUUACAUACUCAGUUAUCAAAAAGAGGCUACACGGAAUGAAGCCAUAUUGGAGCUUGCAAAGCUGAAUUUUAACCUUCUACAGCUUCGUUUCUGUGAGGAGUUAAAGGGGGUCACGCUGUGGUGGAAGGAGCUCUACGGCAGAUCAAAUUUGAGUUUUGUUAGAGACAGAAUAGUAGAAGUGUAUUUCUGGAUGAACGGAUCAUGCUACAAUCCUCAAUAUUCCCAUUCACGAAUUAUACUUACAAAGAUCACAGCUUUCAUUACCAUAAUAGACGAUAUAUUUGACACAUAUGGUAGCACCCAAGAGAGUAUGAAACUUCAAGAAGCAAUUAAGAGGUGGGAUGAAAGUGCUGUAGCUCUGCUUCCAGAAUACAUGAAGGAUUUCUACUUAUAUUUACUAGAGACAUUUUCUUCCUUUGAGAAUGAGUUAGGACAUGACAAGAGCUACCGUGUAUUCUAUCUGAAAGAAACGUUGAAGAAAUUAGUUCAAGCAUAUGCUGACGAACUAAAAUGGCGUGAUGAACAUUAUGUGCCGAAAACAAUCAGCGAACAUCUUGAAGUUUCAUCAACAAGCAUUGGACCCUUCCUGCUGGCAUGUGCAGCAUAUGUUGGAAUGGAUGACAUAAAAACAGAGGAGACUUUCAAGUGGGUUUUGGACGAUCCACAACUUAUCAAGUCUUUGGGUGUAUUUGUCCGGCUCUCAAAUGAUAUAGUAUCAACAAAGCGUGAGCAAGCAGGGGACCACUCUGUCUCUACUGUCCAGUGUUACAUGAAGGAGCAUGGGACAACAAUGCAUGAUGCAUGCCAACAGAUUAAAGGACUUAUCGAAGAUUCAUGGAAGGAUAUGUUAGAACAUUCUCUUGCGGCGAAGAACCAACCCAUGGUCGUGUCACAGACGAUACUUCAUUUUGCUCGGGCUUCGGGUAAUAUGUACAAGCUUAACGAUGGAUACACUGCUUCAGACACAAUCAAAGAUGCCAUAAGACUGCUCUUUGUGGAGCCGAUUGAAUAGAUGGACAAAGCUGGCAUAUAUCCUGUCUGAACCUGGAGUAAAUAUAUAAAUAUGUACCAACUAUAUUGUGAUCUCCCCCGCAAAAUAAAAACUAUAUUGUGAUUUGGCAACAGCAACAUCCAGUCAGGUUCAAGAAGAUGGUGAUUAAUCUGAAGCAGUCAACUCAGAUUUCUUGAAUGUAAGAAGUAUGUUGUAUCAAUUCAAGUAAAAGUAGUGUGCAUUUGUGCUUGCCCGUAUGUAAUAAUUGUUCUAGUGGUUGUUCUAAAGGCA
Brachypodium distachyon (stiff brome) is the source of this 1887-nucleotide messenger RNA. RefSeq names its product (S)-beta-macrocarpene synthase. NCBI's taxonomy places the organism in Eukaryota, Viridiplantae, Streptophyta, Magnoliopsida, Poales, Poaceae. Gene Ontology annotation, molecular function: terpene synthase activity; magnesium ion binding. The record is from RefSeq and is a predicted model, not a curated record. The transcript is spliced from 7 exons. The coding region runs from base 34 to 1617 and encodes 527 amino acids. Gene Ontology annotation, biological process: diterpenoid biosynthetic process.